AUGGUGUCUUCCUUGCAAAUCUCUCCAAGCAAUGAUUUCAUUUUAACGUCGUAUCGUAUUCGUAGCACGGAAACAUCGAAUUCAUUCAAAUCGAUUUUCUUUCACAUCUAUCGGCAGCUGGAUUGGCGGUUGUAUUUCGAAAAAAUCGGUGUGAACGAUAACGCCAAUAUAGCUGUGUGGAGCCCUCUGAUGGAUGGCCUCGUUGUGGGCACUGAAAAAGGAAAAUUGUAUAUUUUUAGAUCUGUUAUUUCGCCUCUGUCUCGUACCAGACCCAUCGCACAACCCUCCUGCCCAGAGAGUGCCAAUCAAGAUACUCCUCCACCAGCUAUGGACACUGUGUCUUGCUGUGUUUGUUACAAACAGAAUACUUGGAUUCCUUCGACUUGGAAGAAGAAGAAGAAGCAGCCUUCGCCUCGUCACUCUUCUUUGCGUUUUUAUUCUUCUUCGAGCGGCGAUUCUUCUUCUCUACUGUAG
This is a messenger RNA of Blastocystis hominis, 474 nucleotides long. RefSeq lists its product as hypothetical. The transcript is spliced from 2 exons. Bases 1 to 474 code for a protein of 157 amino acids. NCBI's taxonomy places the organism in Eukaryota, Bigyra, Opalinata, Blastocystidae. Gene Ontology annotation, molecular function: protein binding. The record is from RefSeq and is a predicted model, not a curated record.